Messenger RNA from Aphanomyces invadans, 1596 nucleotides. RefSeq lists its product as hypothetical. The transcript is spliced from 4 exons. Gene Ontology annotation, biological process: proteolysis. The record is from RefSeq and is a predicted model, not a curated record. NCBI's taxonomy places the organism in Eukaryota, Oomycota, Saprolegniomycetes, Saprolegniales, Verrucalvaceae. Bases 1 to 1596 code for a protein of 531 amino acids. Gene Ontology annotation, molecular function: aspartic-type endopeptidase activity.
AUGACGGGUGCCGCCGUCAUCGUGCUUGUCUUGGCGACCCUUGUUCACUUCUCCGUGGUAGCAGAUACCCUUGUGCGCAUCCCACUGCGCCGACAACCCAGACCUUCAAACACAGCACGGCCUUCGCUCGCGGAUCCAUCCCAGAUCCUGGACGAGGUUGAUCUGGCUGCUCGAGGGCACGUCCCCCUGACCAACUUCGUCGAGUUUCAAUUCUAUGGCGAUAUGACAGUUGGAACACCGCCGCAGCAACUUGUGGUGACGUUCGACACAGGCAGCAGCGAUCUGUGGGUGCCAGGCAGCGCGUGCGUCCAUUGUGCCGGCUCCCAUCGCUUUACUCUAUCCUCGUCGUCCACAUUUCGUCUGUCGUCGAAUCCCAACUUUACGAUCGCGUAUGGCAGUGGGCAAGCGCACGGUAUGAGCGGCAUCGACACAAUCGCGGUCUCUGGGUACAACGCGACGGGGGUGCCGCUGGGCGUAGUUGAAGAGGAGGAAGAUUCGCUGAGCAACAUGAAGCCUGACGGGUUGAUGGGUCUGGCCUUCGAUGGACUCGCGACGUUUUCACACCCUCCUCCAUUCAUGCUGCUGGUGCAUCAGAAUCCAGACCUGGCACCGCGGUUUUCCUUCUACUUGACGCCAGAUCCAAACACGAACGGGUCGGAAGUGAUCUUUGGCGGAUUUGACGCGGCCCGAAUGGAAGGUCAGGUGUGGCAAACGAUGAACGUGAUCCCGCAGUACGGGUACUGGACGUUCUGGCGCGUUCAGCUCCACAGCAUGCACAUCGGGUCUGCGUUGAAUGCGUGCGACGAAGGGUGCAUGUUUAUCAUUGGGACGUACUGGCUGUACCCGUCGCUGCGAUCGAAGCGCUUGCUGUCGCUGCUAUUCUGGCUCAGCUGGUGCAACCUCAUCUACAACUCGCUCGUCUGGCUUGGCAGCGUCUGGCAGUACUCGGACGUGUCCCUUGGCUGCUCCGUUCAACUGGUCGUCCAGCAGUUUGCCGGCGUCGGCAUACUCCUGCUCAGUGCCGUGAUCAGCAUCGAGUUGCUCCGAGCCGUGUCGGGAUGGCAAGCGCAAACGCCAGACCACUCGGGCUGGUACCACGCCGUCGUGUGGACGAUGUGCACAAUCUGUGCGUGCGUGACGAUUUGGACUGGCGUCCUCGGUUACGUCCCCGACACCAACUACGGCCCUGCCAUGGCGUGCUGGACAAACCAUACGCCGCUGUGGGGUCGCAUUGCGUUCUUUUACCUCCCCGUGCUCGUGAUCCUCGUUCUGAGUUUGCAUGCGCUCCAAGUCGCCAUCCAUCGUCUCCACAGCACCAACUUGAUUCAGACCGAGUCGGGACGACGCAGCUCCCAGCUUCUCGUGUCGUACGUGAUUGUGUUCGGCAUCACUUCGGUCGCACCAGCACUGGUCGGGCUCGCCGGUCUGUAUGUCAACUUGCCCGAACUUGUCGUGUACACGAGCGAAGUGUGCUUUUACGCACAGGGUUUCCUCCACUGCUUUGUGUGGGCAUGUAGUCCGUCCUUUCAACAAGCCUACACGCAGCGAUACUACGCGCUUGGCGAGCAUGAAGUCGAGGGUCUUGUCGCGGAAUAG